AAUGGAAGAUCUCAAAUAUUUCAAUUACAUUGUAAAAAAGGCCAAAACACUAGCAGUUGCUAACAAUCUCGAAAAAGAGAGAGACUUAAUCCAUCACUGCUCUAAAAGGAUCAACAGCACGUACAAUUCGAAGCUACUUCUCUUCGAAGAAAUGCGAAAGAUCGAGAAAUAAGGUCGAUAAGGAAUGUUUUCCAAUAAUGUACCAAAAACAGCUUGAAAAGAAGCGUCAACAGGAAGAUCGUGAGAAGUUGAAGUAUAAGCGCAAGUCUCGUCAAGGCAUCUGAUUCUACAAGAUUUGUAGAUAACCUUAGCAAUGGCUCUUAAGUGGGACCAAUAUUUCUGAAAAUAACGUUUUAUGUAUGAACCC
Moneuplotes crassus is the source of this 367-nucleotide messenger RNA. The record is from the annotation of a GenBank genome assembly. NCBI's taxonomy places the organism in Eukaryota, Ciliophora, Spirotrichea, Euplotida, Euplotidae.